Musa acuminata AAA Group (dessert banana) is the source of this 663-nucleotide messenger RNA. RefSeq lists its product as uncharacterized. The transcript has a single exon. Lineage: Eukaryota; Viridiplantae; Streptophyta; Magnoliopsida; Zingiberales; Musaceae. The coding region runs from base 1 to 663 and encodes 220 amino acids. The record is from RefSeq and is a predicted model, not a curated record.
AUGAAGAACCUCAGCAACGGGAAAGGACGGAGGAUCCACCCGACCCCACCGCCGGGAACGGCGCCGCGGGACCACCUGGCGGCGAUCCCUGCGGCGUUGUUGGCCCUGGUGGCGGCGCUGACGGCCGAGGAGAAAGAGGUUCUGGCGUACUUGCUCUCAGGCGGCGGUGGCCAUGAGAGGGGCAGCGAGCGGCGGCGGCUACGGCCGCACCCCCCGGAGCUGGGCUGCGAGUGUUUCUGUUGCUACAAGAGCUUCUGGGCGCGGUGGGACGCGUCGCCGAACCGGCACGUCAUCCACCGCAUCAUCGACGCCGUGGAGGAGAGCUUGGAGUCCAGGGAGCGCGAGCGCGGGGGUGGUGGCCGCCGCCGCCGGAAGCGCAACGGCCGUCGUGGGAGGAAAAUCGCCAACUCGGCAGCUGUGGCGGAGGAGGACGACGAUAGCUCGAGGGUGGACCCGAAGGGGUUCCUGGCGUUGGAGGGUGAGCACUCGGGGGAUGAUGAUGAUGGUAGCGUUGACGACGAUGAUAAAGAAGGGGACGUCGAUGACGAGGAGGAGGAAGAGGGCACGAAUGGUGUCAGCAACCCCAACGGCAAUGGAGGCAAGAGCUCCGUGAGGAGAUUCAUGAGUUUUAUCUGGGCAAGAGUUUGGGGAGUUUGGAAUUGA